This is a messenger RNA of Penicillium expansum, 795 nucleotides long. Its product is annotated as ferric reductase-like transmembrane domain-containing protein. The transcript has 2 exons. The record is from RefSeq and is a predicted model, not a curated record. NCBI's taxonomy places the organism in Eukaryota, Fungi, Ascomycota, Eurotiomycetes, Eurotiales, Aspergillaceae. Bases 1 to 795 code for a protein of 264 amino acids.
AUGUCGUGGCCGUACCAAUUCAUCUUUCCCUCCGAAAAUGACCAGCUGCGUCGCAUGGAGCUACUUGAUCUUCGAGGAUAUUAUGCACAAUGGUCAAUUAUUGUGGUCAUUGUCUCCAUCCGAAUUUCUCGCUUUGCUACGAGAUCGACCGCUAAGUGGGAUGGCCCAGUUUCUGGAAAGACCCGACAGUAUCUUGUCUGCGGACUGUGGCUACUAUGGCUUGUAGGCCUUUCGAUAUGGAACAGUGGCGAUGACUACCUCCAUUUGACCAAAGCCUUCGGCCGAGUUGGCCUGUCCCAACUGCCACUGCAAGUUCUGAUGUCUCCGGCGUACAUCUCUCGCCCUGCAGCCUCAUCUAUAUUGUCUCUUUUAACCGGAAUACCUCAGCCAGUGUUGACGCCAUACCACCGUCUCUUUGGUCGGGUGGUUGUCUCUCUUCUGCUGGCUCACGCCGCGCUGUAUACGCUGUUCUUCGUGCAAUUUAGCCAUCCUGAAUAUGGGUUAUUGAUUUUUAAGCGAGUUCAAGACUUGGACGUCCAAUUUGGCCUAGCCGCGAUCUCUUUAGCGGUGCUACUCGUUCUCUUCGUACGACCUACCUCCCAGAAGGGAGUCCAGACUUGGCUUAUGCAGGGAACCUUUCAAGAACGCAGGAAAAUGUUCUACUUUGGUCAUGUGUCUUUAGUGGCAUUGUUGUGUGUUGCGGCUUACUCCCAUGUUAAGCAAGCACAGAAGUACAUGCUGCAGACUUUAGCAGCUUCUGUCCUUAAUUGGGUGUGCUGUUGGGCAUUCUGUUAG